AUGAACCGUGACAACCCAGUAUCACCGACUGUCGACACUGCUCCGCAAGACCCGGACAUCUUUGAUGACGAUAGCCUCCUCCGACCCGAAUUCCCCAUCUCCAGCCUCUCUAAUACUGACCGCCCACCGUCAGCAAGCUCCAUUCAAGCCUCAACCCCACUGAUCAAGCGGAAACGGCGCUGGACAAUCGUUUCAAGCACGGUAGCACUCAUUGAUAUUCGAGUGAUCGCGACUCCUAGCAGAAAUCCUCUCGGCCACCUCGAGAAAGAGUUGACGAUAACUCUUCAUCACCCAAGAACAAGUCGCAAGCCAGAUUCACAAUCUCAGGAGGCCUUGUUUCACCUGCCGACAAAACUUAGCGGAUAUCACAAGUCGCCUCGAUCAGAGCAAUCUCUACCGGGGACUCAUCCAGGCAAAGGAAAACAGACACUAACAAUGUCAGGCGAAACCAAGGAUCUGAAUGACACCUUUGACAACGCCCCAGGAGGUCGCGGUCUGGGGGAGGUCGCUAAGCCCGCCGAGGGUGAUGUUGGCGACAGCACUCCAGACUAUAUCCCCAAGGGCUUUUCCAAGAAGGACAUUGAAAAUAUGGGAGGAAGCUUGAAAGUGCACGUGAGAUUGGCCCUUGAAGUGGACAUUCGGGUCAUUGCCAAAGUCAAGGGCGAUAUCUGCAUUGGCAUCUUGUAA
Molecule: messenger RNA, 687 nt
Organism: Fonsecaea monophora
Lineage: Eukaryota; Fungi; Ascomycota; Eurotiomycetes; Chaetothyriales; Herpotrichiellaceae
Exons: 4
Coding region: 1-687 (228 amino acids)
Source: RefSeq, a predicted model, not a curated record